CUUAUACUCCCCACCUUGCCUCCUCCCCUUACAUCAUCUAUCCUCUGUCAUCCCCUCUCCUGCUCCUCAGACCUCCAGGAUGCAGCCACAGGAGAAGGUCGGUUUGUCCCAGGCGGCUCUCGUGUUGGUUUGUGGACUACUUAUUGUUAGCUCAGAUGGUUCCAAAGCAAUGAAGCGAACACCACCAAAGACAAAGAGUUGUGCCGACCGCCAAGAAGAGGUAUUGGAGCAGAUGUAUGGGCAUCUGGCUGCCGGUAUGCUUAAUGCCUAUCACCACACUUUGCAGCUGCAGCCACUGGAUAGAGAGAACGUCAGUUGUCCGGCAGGAACCCAUCAUAGUGCCCCAGUGAAUGGCAAGCAUCGGCUGCCUGUCAACAUACAAAGCAUUUCCCCAUGGGCUUAUAGGAUCUCAUAUAAUCCCACAAGAUACCCCAAGUACAUCCCAGAGGCAUACUGUCUAUGUAAGGGCUGCCUGACCGGACCCUACGGAGAGGAGAAUUUGAAUUUCCGCAGUACACCAGUGUACAUGCCCACAGUCAUUCUCCGGCGUACGUCAGUUUGCGCUGGUGGCCGCUCUGUGUAUGUUGAGGAGUAUAUCACUAUUCCGGUGGGCUGCACCUGCGUACCGGAACAGGAGAAGGAGGCAGAGACAGAAGAGGUGAAUUCCAGUUUGGAGAAAGAGAAGUUUAAAGUUCCUAUUAAUAAAAGUGAGAAACCUUCAUCCAGCUGAACACAGACACGAAGACUAGGCCAGAAGAGGACUAUUACGUCUAUAGAUACCUCCUCACGGUUUUCUUAUAGAGGAUAAUCUUCUCUCUCUAAAGAUCUAGUUCAGAUGUUGAGUAAGCAUAAAUGCUAGGGAGAUGAGGAGGCCCAGUGCUGUAUUGUAUCUUAUGCAGUGAUAAUAAGAAAAUGUAUAAUAAGAUUAGCCAAAUGUAUUAAUUCUGGUAUUUAAUCAUGUCCUAAACUGCAGCUAGCCAAGCAGUAAUAGAGGAGCUCAUCUCCCUACAACACAUCAGGUGGGGUACACUGUAAGAACAUGGAACAUCCGUGACACUCUAUACAUACAGAAGGUGCACAAGUGAAAUGCUAGAAAGAGGGGGACACAUGCUACAUACACUAGGAAAAAUAAAUGUACACAUUAAUAUAACGGGUCAGUGUUAUUCGAAACGUUGCUAUAACGUUUCUGUUAGGGAGAUUAGCCCAUGUUCCCCUAUAGAUGAGGUGAAAAAAUACAUUUACAUUUGUCAAGCAUUGCCUGGGUGACUUCCAUUAGCAUUAAGGGAUUUUGUUGGGUUUUAGAAUAUAUUAAACACAUAAUUAGUUUUGAUUUAUAGAGAACUAAAAAGUACAGCUUAAUAAUCAAAUUCAGAACAGAAUUACAAAGUGAACUCCGUGCACUUCCAAAUGUCACAAAGCCUCCAGCAAACCCACUGCUUAGUACAUUUACUCCUAAAUGUGUGGACUGACCACUUGCUGGCCUUGCCCUUUUCUCUUUAACUUUGCCUAGAUGUGGAAAAGGCAGCAAUUGUCUUGGCUGAAAUACUCUGUGCUACUGUCAAGAUUCUUGUGCUCUAAUACAGCUUGUUCUACAUGCAGAAAAUUAGGAAUAAAUGAAAUAUGUACUUAGACUCUAAUAAAAAAAACACUUAAUAUAAAAUAAAUAUUAAGAUUUUA
Messenger RNA from Pseudophryne corroboree (corroboree frog), 1677 nucleotides. It is a transcript of the gene IL17D, whose product is annotated as interleukin 17D. The transcript has 3 exons. Gene Ontology annotation, biological process: inflammatory response. Gene Ontology annotation, cellular component: extracellular region. Gene Ontology annotation, molecular function: cytokine activity. The coding region runs from base 80 to 730 and encodes 216 amino acids. NCBI's taxonomy places the organism in Eukaryota, Metazoa, Chordata, Amphibia, Anura, Myobatrachidae. The record is from RefSeq and is a predicted model, not a curated record.